This is a messenger RNA of Alligator sinensis (Chinese alligator), 2207 nucleotides long. RefSeq names its product arginine and glutamate rich 1 (gene ARGLU1). Lineage: Eukaryota; Metazoa; Chordata; Crocodylia; Alligatoridae. The coding region runs from base 1 to 597 and encodes 198 amino acids. The record is from RefSeq and is a predicted model, not a curated record. The transcript has 5 exons. Gene Ontology annotation, cellular component: mitochondrion; nucleoplasm. Gene Ontology annotation, molecular function: cadherin binding.
AUGGAUUUCCCCAUUCGCAGGGAUCUCUACAACUCCGCGAAUGGCAAGGGUCUCCUGUAUACAAAUAUUAAAACAAAUGAUGCAAGUGCAAAGAAGGCCGAGUUCGAGCGGCAGCGCAAAAUCCGCCAACAAGAAAUUGAAGAGAAACUCAUAGAGGAAGAAACUGCACGAAGAGUGGAAGAACUUGUGGCUAAGCGCGUAGAGGAAGAGUUGGAGAAACGGAAAGAUGAGAUUGAGCGAGAAGUUCUUCGCAGGGUGGAGGAGGCUAAGCGCAUCAUGGAAAAGCAGUUGCUCGAAGAACUCGAGCGACAGCGACAAGCUGAACUUGCUGCACAAAAAGCCAGAGAGGAGGAAGAACGUGCAAAGCGUGAGGAACUAGAACGAAUACUAGAAGAGAAUAAUCGAAAAAUUGCAGAAGCACAAGCUAAGCUGGCUGAAGAACAAUUGAAAAUUGUUGAAGAACAAAGAAAGAUUCACGAGGAGAGGAUGAAACUAGAACAAGAGAGACAACGUCAGCAAAAGGAAGAGCAAAAAAUGAUCCUGGGCAAGGGAAAAUCUAGGCCAAAACUGUCCUUUUCAUUAAAGACCCAGGAUUAAAUUGCAACUCUGAACUCUUUAAAAGAAAAAUGAACCAGAAAAACUUUGUAUGGUAGCUUCAUGUUGAAGUGUUUUUUUUUUUGUUUUGUUUUUUCCCUUUUUCCCCCCCUCAUUUUUUUUGUCUUUUUUCCUUUUUUUGAAAGUCUGGAAAGUUAGCUCGUUCUAACAGGGGCUGUGCUCUGGAAUUCUGAAUUUUUUUUUUUUUUUUUACUUCCAUUAAGUUAAAUCCUUAUCAGAUCAUUGUUGCCUUUUAGAGAGUAAUCUGUUCUCAUCCAUUUUGUUUUUGUAAUGGUGAUCUGAAAGAGAUCAGGUCGCUUUAUAAAUUGCAGAUGAUCUGAUAAGUUUUUACUGACCCACUGAGCAGAGGUCCAUUCUUAUAUAAGAUGGAGCUUAAUGCUGGGUUUUGCUAGGUUUUUAAUAAUAAUAAUAAUAAAAAAAAAAAAGUAAAUUCCCAAGGUAUUACUGGACUUCUGUGGUUUAUUGUUAAAUCAGUGUCCCACGAUACUGUCCCACUGUUGCGCUUGAUGUUCCUGAUACAGGUAAGGAAACAAUUGGUCAAUUCUACUAUGAAUAUGUAUAUAUAGAGAGAGUUCAGUAUUGCCUCUAAGUUUGUUUUUAUUACGUUGACAACCUUCAACCAGCGUUCCCCAUUGUGUAAAUAAACCAAUUUGCUGAAUAAAGUAAAGUCUUAAAUUCAUAUGUUUAAGUAAAUUUUUUUAGUAUACUUUAUAAACUACUAUAUAAGGAUGACAAUUCAGUUGCUGAAUUUUAAGGAUAUAGUGGUAUUUCACAAAAAUGUUUUUUGUUCACAGAAAAAUCUAAUGCAAGAUUUACACAUAGAACUAAAAAUCCCUAUUGUUGUGAAUGUUUUAGAUGGCUGUUGCUGUUUUCAUGAAUGUUGGUUUUAUUCUAACAGACUUAUUUCAGCUGUUGCAUCAUGUUUAGACAGCUGUUUGUCUGAGUGCAAGAAGCCAAAUAUUUCAAUAUCUAAUUCCCUGGAGUUGGCCUCAUUAUAUAGUAUGUUGUAUAAGUUAAGGUUAUUGCCCAGUAAAUGAAUCUGAUAGAUCUGGGAAGAAGAAUGAGGAUUGUUUUGUUUUACAGUUGGAAGGGCAAGCACACUUGAGGAAAUCAAAAAAACAGAAAAUGGGAGUUGGUUUUAAAUAUAUUAUUUUGGCCACAAACCAACUAUUAUUCAUAUAUGAGAUAAUCUUGAAUGUCAUCAAUUAUAUGCAGGUUUUAUUUUAACAAAUGAAAAUACACAUUGAAAACCAUAUAUAAAAUCCCUUUUUGUAUGCAAUUUCCUCUGAAACUUCAACUACAGCAGCAUGUCAACCUUUAAAAUUCCAUUUCCCUAUUGGAUUACAGUGUCUAGUAAAUAAUUUUAAGUGAAGGUUCUUGAUUAAUUGACUGAGCAUUUGACUGUUCUGGACAAAGAAGGAAAGAAUUAUGGAUAUUCCCAACUGAUCUGUCCUAUUGUGACAAGUAAAAUGUGAUGGUAGGUUGAAUGUAUUGCUGUAACAAUAUGCAGCGUUCUGUGUGUGGAACUUGGAGUCAGGGCCAAGGUGACACAUCUUAUUUUGUCCAGAGUGUCAAUAUAAAUGUGAAGAGAG